Messenger RNA from Xyrichtys novacula (pearly razorfish), 7493 nucleotides. NCBI's taxonomy places the organism in Eukaryota, Metazoa, Chordata, Actinopteri, Labriformes, Labridae. The record is from the annotation of a GenBank genome assembly.
GAUCUCUGGCGGAGCGUCAACUCCCAUAGACCGGGGGAGGGUAACAACCGUGUUACCGGCCGAGUCCAGGCAGGUACAUUCCGCCGCCAUGAGGCUCCGUUUGGCCGGGGCCGUGCUGCUGGCGGCGGCCGCAUACUACGUCUACCUGCCGCUACCGAAGGGUGUCUGCGAGCCGUGGAAGCUGAUGCUGCUGGACGCGCUGUUCCGGAGCUUCAUGAAGGCGGUGAGAGGUGGAGGAUGCACAGAGAGGAGGAGGAGGAAGAGGAGGAAGAGGAGGACAGGUUGAUGAAAAAAUACAGGAGCUGUCAGGGGCAGAAAAGGGGAGAAAAUACCUGCAACGACUAAAGAAGAGAGUCAGACAGUGUUUACAUUAAGUAUACUUUAAAAAAAUUAACAAAAAUGCCUUAAAACGGGUUAAAAUACCUUUACUGUACAUAGAGAUUAUCUCAUUAUUUGUGCAGAGAGGUUGAAAAAGGAUAAAAAUGAUAGUACGAACAAGACACACCUCAAGACUCUGCAUUUUUUACACUUUAAAGUUACUGAAAUUAGUGUAAAAAAAGGAUAAUAGUAUAAAAAAACCUGUGAGAAUUAAAAUAAAGAUGAAUAAAAGAUAAUUUGAAUGAAACCAUCUUUAGAGAAACUAAAAAAUAUUGAAUUUUAAAGCUUAAUGAGUCAGACUGUUAAACAGAUUAGAGUAUGAUCAUUAGAAAAGGAUGAGAGUAAACAAAAACGUAAAACUGAACAGAAAAUACUCAAAUUCUUACCAAACUAUAUCAUACCACGGUUCACUUAAGUACAAAAGUAUAGACAGCUUUCAGACAACAUUGUGCUAUAAUGGAUUAAAGUAGGAUAAAGGAGAUUAGGCUUGAGCAGAUUAUCACAAACUAUACCACUCUUUAUCAAACUUUGGCACAGUUAAACUGAAUAAAAUAGAGCAGAACGGAUUAGAAAGAAUAACCACAGACAUAACAAAGCUGGGAUCCUGUGUGAAUGUUGAUGAAAGCAGAAAUUUAUGGUGUAAAUGAUCAUUUUCACUCUUUCCACAUGUUGAAACUGAAAGGGCUCAUUUUAAAUCUGAUGGAAGGUGUUUUAAAAAGUCAGGACAGGAGAAUGAUAACUUUAAGAAACUUAUGAGAACACUAUCAGGAGUUCGUAAAGACUGUGUUGUCUUAUUUUUGCCUGAUUGAGGAUUUCAGCUGCUCAACAGUUCAGGGUCUCCUUUGCUCCACUGGGUUAUGUGGCAUCAAGUUAAACCUGUUGUUAACUUUUUGUUAUUUUCUACAGUUAAGUUCUCUUAAGGGUCGGGUUUACACUCUUGGAUCAGGAGAAUGUUCUUUCCUUGAAAGCAAAAGUAGACGAUUUACAAAGAAAUCGUGAUUAUCCAAGAAAUGCUUAAUCCAAGUUUUUCUAAGCUUUUGGCGAGACCCUGAUGGAGUCAGACCGGGACACAGACCUGCAGAUUACAAGUUGGCACCGCAGAAAUGACAGUAAACAGGGAUUUUGAUGAUGCAAAAAGCAGGGCAGAUGAUUUAAAGGUAGAUGCAUGACUGGUGAUGCAAUAUUUGACCCUGCUGCCCUGUAACCUGCACCUGUUUGAUACAGUGCUGGCCUUGUUGUGUGCACGUGACUGCAGCUGCUGUAACUCUAUUACUGUAAGCUCCUGAUCAGCUCACAAUGGCAGUUCACACACCCGAAUCUUACAAACUGCGUCACUGCGGUGCAACGAGUUUUUCACGCACACUCACACACUCCCUGCAUGAGACAGGUUUUUCACGCCUGAGAUUUCUCCUCCUCAGAGCUUCACUGUUAUUUCAGUCAGCAGAGACAGAGCAGCUCUGAUUUACAGACAGGUUUUUCUGCUCUGACUGUCCACCGUGAAGACCUCCCCUCUCUCUGCUACAAUAACUCUGUUUGUAUUUCAGAGCGAUGUGGCUCACUCUAUGGGCAUGUGUCAUCGGCUCCACCUGUUGAACCAGGUGGUGUCCUGGUUGGAGGUGAUCGAUGCUCGGUCCAGCCCCACCUUGCACGUGACGGACUUCGCUCUGGGCGGCGUUCCCACCCGGGUCUUCCAGCCUAAAGGGGGGGAGAAGCCAAAAAGAGGGGUCAUUUAUUUCCACGGGGGAGGAUGGGCGCUCGGCAGCGGACGUGAGUGUUGAAUAUUAAAAUCUGAAAACCGACUUUAAUUAUUUAUUUUUACCAUUUUGUUCAAAUUUUAUUGAAAUAGCAGAAGAAUCAAAGUUAGAGGAACAGGUCCUGGGAGCAGGAUCUUAUUUUUUGUAGGAUGGUAGGAGGAGGGCCCCCUUUGCCUCUGAUUGGCCAGAAGUGCUGGGCUCCGAUUGGUUAUUCCUUACGGCUGUGAAACGUCAUCGUGUGUCGAGUUAGAGUUAGGAGAUUCAGAAGUGCGAUAAUGUUCUGUUUGAUGUACGGAACAUUACACCGCCUCCUUCGCCAAUCAGAGGCGAAGGAGGCGGGACCUUCCCCGACCAUCCAACGAAAAAAAAAAUUCAUCCUGUGAGGUUCUGUCGUUUUUGGCGCCCCCCUGUGGACAAAGAUGUACGCCUUGUCUCUCUGCUGAUCUUAUCCUGCACAUAUCGAGUUAAAUUUCUGUUAUAGCUAACUAACCAUCAGUAGUAUGGUUUAUAUAACAUGAGUUUUAACUGACCUGCAUGGCUGCUUCUGAUAUAUAUGUGUUCAUCUUCUUCACAGGGAUGAGAUCGUACGACCUUCUCUGUCGGAAAAUGGCAGAAGACCUGGAUGCCGUGGUCAUGUCUGUCGAGUAAGUUUAUAGUUUUCAUAGUUAUCACGCAAAGAUUGAUGAGAAUUAAGAAAGUCCAGAAGGUCCUAAAAAAGACGUGAUGUCUCCGUUUUCUUUUGUUUCUUCAAAAACAGAAACUACAACAACACGGACUGUCUUUACAAGAAUUUUAACCCUGAAACAAAUUCAAUAUUUACACUAACCAGUUCAUAAAACAGCGUGUUGAUAAUGUUUCCUCUGGACUCUUAAAAUAGUUAAAAGUUAGUGCCUUCAAGCUCAGAGAAACUGAAGCUUUUAAUCUGUUAGGGUUGAAGUUUAGGGGGAAAAGUUUUUUAGAAAAUGCUAAAAGCUCCUUUGUGCAAAAGAAGUCUGCAGAUCUCUAGACAGUGAUUUCCCUGUUAAAAAAUGGGUAAAAAUGUAGCUUAUAAUGGACUUUACAGAAGUCAGAGUCCAGAUCUUUUUAUUCCUGGGUUUUUUUUUAAAGAGUGUUGAUGAAAUAAAGCUGCAGGAAUAAAGUUAUUUAUCAAACCUGAAGGUAAAAAAUGGUGAAUAUAAGAGUAAACGGUUUUUGUUUUUGAGUUCUACCCCCACACCGUCUGGCUUUUGUUUCACAGCUUUAUGUAAGAACCAGAAUCAUUCUGUCUCCUCAUGAUGUCCUGUUGCCAUAGUUACCGUCUUGCUCCAGAGGCAGUGUUCCCGGAUCAGUACCACGAUGCGUUAGCGGCGUCACGAGCCUUCCUGUCCUCGGAGGUUUUGGAGCGUUACGGUAUCGACCCGCAGAGGGUGUGUGUGUCAGGUGACAGCGCCGGGGGGAAUCUGGCGGCUGCUGUGGCACAAGAGGUACACACUCACACACACACAUAUAUAUAUAUAUAUAUAUAUAUAUAUAACACACACAUGAAGCUUUAUACACAAAAUUCUGAUCAUGUUAUAAAGCGGCCUCAUCCUGUCAGGAAGCACGAGACAGUGACAAAGACUCACACAGAAAUCCUCGAUCUGGAUCAGUCUCGCCUGAAUCAGCUGGCUCUGCAGCUAAGAGCGAACUGAGGACGCCGUAAACGCGGUGUGACACGAGCUGGUGCCAGAAACACAUCAGCACGCACAAAUCUGUCCUUCUUUGUGUUCCUGGUCAGAGUUUCAGCGAGAAAUUAAACCCUGAAGGCAAAAGAGCCGAAGAUGACUCAGAAUUUUGGAAUUUUUUUUUUCUCGUUUUGAGUUCAGCUUCAGUUUCUCUUUCUGACAACAGCAGUCUCACUAAACACACUUUAUCUCCAUUUUCUAGAUCAGCAUUACUUACAAACUGUGCCACAGUUAAACCAGUUAGCUGCUGUGGUGUGAACGACAGAUCUGCAGUACCACAGGUGUCCACUAGGGGCUGUUUGUGAAAGUUGAUGGAUCCCCAUUUACCCCCAUUCAGGGAAAUUAAACAUAUUUACACCCUGGUAUAAACACAGUUCAUGUGUUCAUUCAUCAACUCUGUUUUCUCUUUAAAGAAUGACCAUCUAUAUUUUAUCCCUCGACCUUUAACCUUUGCCCUCCUGCGCCCACAGCUCAGCUCAGACGACACUCUGGCGGUAAAGUUUAAAGCCCAGGCGUUGGUCUACCCCGUGCUUCAGGCGCUGGACUUCUACACCCCGUCCUACCAGCAGAACCACGCCGUGCCCAUCCUCUACCGGCCUUACAUGGCUCGCUUCUGGCUGGAGUACCUCGGCGCCGACCGCUCGCUUGAGCCCCUCCUGCUCGCCAACAACCACAGCUCCCUAGACCAACCGGCCAUCGGCGCCAGCACCCGAUCAAAACUGGACUGGACGGCUUUACUCCCGUCUGAGCGCAGGAAGCACUUUAGACCGGUUUUAAAGGAAACAGGGUCGCCGGGGGUGAUGGGUGUGGUACCAGGACUGGUGGACGUGAGGGCGGCGCCACUGCUGGCAGAGCAGGAGGUUCUGGGUAGGACGCCUAAAGCGUACGUGAUGACCUGUGAGUUUGACGUGCUGAGAGACGACGGGUUGAUGUACGUGACACGCCUGCAGGACGCCGGCGUCUCGGUGACCAGCGAUCACUACGAGGACGGCUUUCACGGCUGCAUGGUGUUCGCCUUCCUGCCGAUGAUGUCUCAUGUGGGACAGAGGAGCAUGGACAACUACAUCCGCUGGCUGGACCAGAACCUGUAGACAAUCAGAGCGAUCUGCAGAUCCUCAACGAUCUGCAGGGAAAGUGUGUGUGGCACCAAAGAAGUCCUGGAGCAGAAAGUCUGGCACUUCAGAGAGCUCCGCAGCGGAUCUGCAGAGAGGAAAAAAAAUGUCUGCGGAAAUUACGAAAUUUGAUAAAUAUGGAGAGGUUGUUUAAGAAUGAGGCAGUGAUAUUAGAGGAAGACCGUUUUCUCAGGGCUGUGGGUGAUCUGCCGUCUUCAACCAACAAAUCGAAACACAUUUUACACUUACUUUGAAGCCACAAAUACAUGAACCACAGGUCGAACCGGGAGGAUUUGAGUUUAUCUCCACUAGGGGGCAAACAGGACCAAAUCAUGCAGAAGAUCUCCCUCAGAGAAAUUCAGAUUCAUCUGAAAUUCUGCUGCAGCAAAAAUCAGGCGUCUUAAAUGAUAACGCAGAUCCAACAGAACAAAAGCUUUCUCACUAAAAACCAAAAAGUUACCAAAGAAAACGAAGCUGAACCAAUCCGACGAAUCCUGGAGGCUCAUUAUCUCUCAGAGGAACAAACUCCAGCAGCUCAAAGAUUUUAAGAGUAAAUUUAACAAAUGAAACACAAACAGCUAAUUCACCAACUUUAAUGUCUGUCAAUGAGAUAUUCUUCCAGACUGUUGGGGUAAUGUGGCUUUUUAAAGAUGUUUUUACUCUAAGUAAGAAAAAAACAAGCUCGGUUUUGAGUUUUUAAUCCGGUUGAUGGUUCAUUGAACAAGAUUUGAGGUCCAAAUGUUUGGCUUCAUUUCCCCUCAGCAGGAAUAUGAAGAGAGGGGUUGACCGAGCACUCCAGGUACACAGGCUUUUGUCCCCUAGAGAGCAGAUCACAUCACCUCCAACUCUGUAAAUAAAGCCAGAAGAGACCCCCAAAAAGAUAUGCAAUUUAUGUCGCUAAAUAACUUCCUGCAAAACGGGAAUUAAAAACUCUGAAUGAAACAAAGCAGCUGUGGUAAACGAUCCCAAACUUUGAGACCUGUUAGUUAAAGCUCCUGUGAGAAACUUGAGCGUACAGACCCCUUCACUGCAUCUACAGCUGUCAUCCUGAAACUGUCCCACCUUUAAAACCCCGUCCUUUACUCCAGCUAAAGUCAAGGUUCAAUAUUGGAUUCACUUCAGUUUAAAUGUAAAUGUUAGUGACAGGAAAGCUGUGACCUAAAUCUGAAAUUACGUGAGGAAACGUUGUGCAACCCAGCCAAGUAAAUAAUGAGCCUUCAGGACUCGGCCUGCCUGAAUCCCAAUCAGACGAGUCCUUGAGGUCAAAGUCACUCUGCUGCAUUUAUUGUUUUAUGAUGCACCAAGACACUGGAGCACACACACACACACACACACACACACUAACACACACACUCAACAAGCAAGUCAAGGUCGGUGUGUGUGUAGAAAAGUAUGCCAGAGUUCACAUCUGUGUAUAUUCACUUGAUUGUGCAAUAUUAUGUGUUUGACAGCAUCCCUCACUCUCUGUAACUUUACCGUCUGAUGACCACUGCACAUGCACGGCCAAUGCAAAGACGAUGACGACAGCUGUGAAAUACACGUGAGACUUACUGUAUCACAGGAGAAGACGUCCCAAACGGACUCUCCUGUUCCCCUCCAGACCGCAGCCGGCCAAAAAACGAACACAGCAGACUCUAACGACAGCGAGCGGCCGACACAGACUCGAGUUUUGGCUUCCAGCCCUGAAGUGGCAGCGAGCCAGAGAGAGUUUCAGAAACACUGAGCUUGAACUGAGUGUGGUCACUCACUCCACAGUAAAACACUGGUUAUCAGGAGGUUUUCUCUUCCCCUCAGGAGGAAAUUAUUCCAGACCUUUUCCUCCCAAUGAGUCGAGAUAAUGUGAGCAAUGCAAAGUCUGUACGCACACGUUUUUGUAAGCUUUCUAAAAAAAGGUUUGCACAUGUUGUUUAAAUCAUUUCUAAAUGAGAAAAUAAGGACUUCAGGAUUAGAUAUGGACUACAGAGAGAGAUUUUUAAAUGUCCCUUAGCUUUAAAUUUAUGUGAAAUGAUGCAUUAAAUAGUUUUAUAUUGUUUAAGUACGGUUUUAAUAUACGUCGGGUUAUGCAAGAGCGUGUUCCAGCCAAGAAACAAACAAACUCAGGCCCAGAUGUGCAGAUCCUGCAGCGCCAAUAAGGCCUGAAGUAGCUGUUUGUCUUGGCUCCUGGGACAGCUCUUGUGGUAUGUUGGGAGCUGGGUUACAAUACUUCUGCUUUUCUUUAUGUCAAUUUUUUUUCUUCCUCAUGCAAAGUUUGAGAUUGACCAUGUGGGUGAGUGUGAAUGUGUAACCUUUUUAGACAGUGGCGAGGAGAAGAGGCGCUGCAGACAGACGAGCUGCAGCACCUGCAGACAGACGCUGCGUUUCAGGGUUUGACUGAGAGAGGAAGAGAGUUUCUCUGGUGAGGGGUCUGUGAAGAAAUUUAAGCUAAUGUCUGUUUUGUAAGAGAGGGAAACCUCCACAGCUCAUGUUUUAGUGGUAAUAAUCGAAAUGUACGUUUCUGAUGUGGUUAUAUUUGUAAAAAUACACGAUUAAAAACAAUGUAAACAUCU